GCGGCGCCGGGCAGGGGGAGCGGCGGGCAGUGAUGGCGGCGGCGCGGCAGUGGGGCCCGCGGGGCUCGGCCGUGCUGGAGCUGCCCCGCACCCCGCGCUUGGUGUGCGUGGAGUACCCGGGGCUCGUCCGGGACGUCGGGGCCAUGCUGCGGACGCUGGGAGGAGAGCAGGGGGUGUCGCGGAUCUAUGCUGACCCUGCCAAAAGGCUGGAGCUGUAUUUCCGCCCCAAGGACCCCUAUUGCCACCCCGUGUGUGCCAACCGCUUCCCCACCUCCACCAUGCUGCUCAGGGUCAGGAGGAGCACCAAGCAGAAGCAGCAGUUGGAUGCCGAGGACCAAAUCCAGCCAGAAGUCCAGUUUGAGAUGGAGAUUCUUGGGAUUGUCAACACAGUUUACAAAUUUCAAGGAAUGUCUGACUUCCAGUACCUGGCAAUGCACUCUGGCCCUGAUGGCAAACAAACCUCCAUGUAUGACAAAGUCCUGAUGCUCAAACCAGAGAAGGAAGAAUUUUUCAAUAGGGACUUACCUCUUUAUAUCCCACCACCCAUUUUCUCACGUCUGGACACUCCUGUGGACUAUUUUUAUCGCCCAGAUAUACAGCACAGGGAGGGAUACAACAAUCCCCAGGUGUCUGGUGAGAACCUGAUUGGCCUCAGCAGGGCCCGGCGCCCACACAAUGCCAUCUUUGUCAACUUUGAUGAUGAAGAAAUCCCAACUAAACCACUGGAUGCUGCUGUACAGAACUGGAAGAAAGUGUGCACCAAUCCUGUGGAUAAAAAGGUGGAGGAAGAGCUGAGAAAGCUCUUUGAAGUGCGGCCUGUGUGGUCUCGGAAUGCAGUGAAAGCCAAUAUCAGUGUCCAUCCAGACAAGCUGAAGGUGCUGCUGCCAUAUUUGGCCUAUUACAUGUUAACAGGUCCUUGGAGAAGCUUAUGGGUUAGGUUUGGGUAUGACCCCAGAAAACACCCUGAAGCAAAGAUUUAUCAAGUGCUGGACUUCCGAAUUCGCUGUGGAAUGAAAUAUGGUUAUGCUGCUACUGACAUGCCUGUGAAAGCAAAACGCAGCACAUACAACUACAGCCUGCCCAUCACUGUCAAGAAACAAGGAAGUCACACAGUCAGUGUCCAUGACUUGAAACAGGGGCUGGGUUCAGCUGGUACAUCUGGGGCAAAAAAGCCUCCCUCCAGCAGGUAUAAGCUGAAGGAAUCCAUCUACAUUUUCCGAGAAGGAGCUUUACCCCCUUACCGACAGAUGUUCUACCAGCUCUGUGACUUAAAUGUGGAAAGCCUGCAGAAGAUCAUCCAUCGGAAUGACGGUGCAGAGUCGGAAUGCACAGAGCGGGAUGGGUGGUGCCUUGCCAAGACAAGUGAUGACCUGAGGGACAGCAUGUCCCUGAUGAUAAAGCAGAUCAUCAGAUCUACCAGACCUGCUCUUUUCUCAAAUACAACAAGCAGUGAAGAUGGCAAAGAACAGCUGGCAUAUGAGUCUGGAGAGGAUGAGGAUGAUGAAGAGGAGGAGGAAGAAGACUUCAAGCCUUCUGAUGGGAGUGAAAAUGAAAUGGAGACAGAAAUGCUGGAUUAUAUGUGAAGUCAGUGAGCAGUGUGGCUGCUGUGGACAGGUCUCUGCUCUUGCUCCUUGAGAGAGCCAAGGGUUCAGGAUCUGGGAAAGCAGAGCUUGUACUAAGCUGAUGAUGUUCUUUCUUCACUGACUGCUGGUGGGCAGCAUUCUGGAUGUUUGGGAGCCACUGCCUGCAUUGUCAGAAUUGCUGGCUGAGACUCUCCAGCAAGCUCAAGAAACUCUCAAGAGUAAGCCCAGCUGGAAACACCAGAAUAUGGGAGAAGCUGCAUUCCCAAAUCUCUCCAUGUGUGGGAGGAGUGCACUCUCCAGGUUGGCGGCCAUGUGGAAAAUAGGUGCCUGAGGAUGUGCUGGGAGAAGCAGCAGUCCAGUGCUCCUGGAGUCCCUAAGGCAGGUUCUGCUCUUCUACUUGUCCAGAGGGAAUGAAAAUACUAUGCCAUGCCUUCAGCACUGAGCCUUGCUGGUCAUCUUGGAAAUAAAGCCCACAGGAAAAUACACUUUCUGUCAGGGAGUAGUUCCCUUCCUGGAAAUGUAGUGUUUGUUGUCCUCAUUAGCUGGUGCACUUCUCGGGUCUGUUGACUUCCCCAGCUAGCAGUUAACAAGGACUGAAGGCAGCUGGCAGAACUUCAGGUACAUAAAGGUUGGCCACUGCAAGCUGCAUUGUUCCCACCAAAACAAAGUCCCAAAAAUUAAAGAGCUACUGGCAGUUUCUGGAUCUUGGGCAUUCCCCAGCGUGUUCUAAGCACGCCUGACAGCCAAGCUUUCCUUUUUAAAAGGAGUAAGACCGCCUCUUCUCCACUGAGGAGGCCCUAUGGUCUGUUACAGUUGCUUUUAAAGCUGUUACAUGUAGCAAAAGUAGUAAACCCAACAAAUUAUAGCAACACUUUCGGUUCACAGGUUCAAAGAAUGAGAUUCAUUUCAAAAUUGAAUCCUAAUCCCUCAGCCAAACAGUCUAUUUUUCAAAGCAAAUUUCAACCCACCACAGGGAACAUAAAGUAUGAACUCCCCCACAGUCAGGUCCAUCCCUCUUUCCUCCAGGAAAUUUUGCUGGAAUUUUGGGGAAGGAGGACAGGACAAGCCCUGCCUUGGGGCAGAGACAUUUGAGUAUCAGUAUUUUAUUGCAAAGACUAAUUACAUUGCUGUGUACAAGUCACACCGGGUAGUGUGCUCCUUCAUUGAAGUGGUACAAAAUACAUACGGUACAGCCAGUCCCCGCUGUGGCACCGGCAGGAGGGGAGGGGACAGUCCCAGGGCAGGCAGGCACGAAGCAGAGGGAACACCCUCCCAGGGGUGCUGGUGCCCAGGGUAAGCGGCUUUGGGCAGGGGGAGAGGCAGGAGGCUGCCCCUGCGUCAAGGAGCCAGGAGCUCCCAUCAUGUGCAUCAUGGGCAGCGUCAGCCGUGGGGCUGGAGGAGCUCUGUGUCAGCCACACUCACACCCAAGCAGCUUCUUCCCCACCAGGCCCAACCCCUGCCACCAGCCCCAGCCCCUGGAGUAUGGUCCCUUGUCCUCGGGCUGGGGAAGGCACCGCAACCACCCAGGAGCUCUGACGGAUGGGAAAUGGAAAAGAUCUGGAAUGAAGCUCUUAAAAAACAGAGAUGGAGCCAGGAGCAACAAAAGGUCCCCCUUUGGUUAGUGUUUCCUACAAUGAUUAAAACAAGCAUCUCUGCCCCUGCUUGAGCAAUUAGUGGUAGAGAAUUUGGGAGGGCGGGGGCUGGCAGGGUCUGCACCCUAUGAGCGCAGCAGAGCAAUGCUGCUGCUGCUGCCAGCAUCCCUCCCAGCAGCCUUAAAUACCGGGGGGGGCACAGGACAGGGACUGGGCUGCAGGGCAGGGGGAGGCUGGAUUAGUAAAAUGUACAAGUUUGCCUCUUCUAUUUACAACCAAUAAAUACUGAAAAAAAAAAAAAAUCAGUAAACUUUUUUGUUUUAUACAAAAAAAGUCUCAUUGCUGCUUCUCCCAUGGUCAGUGUUUGAAAAAGUCCGGUUAAAGCCCAAGGUGAGUGGCACUUUCUGUGGGUCAGGCAGUGGCAGCUGGGGCACGUGGAGCACCCUGAGCUCUCUGGCCCCUUGCAUGCCCACAGACCCAAAGUCUAUUUACAGUUUCAGACAGAACUUUGCUCUCCUCCUCCUCAGGCUGGCAGCACUGGGGGCAUGGCCUGAAGCUCCCCCUUAGCAGAAGAGACACUGGCAUUUGAUCUUUGGUGCAAGUUUGAACGUGGGCCAGCCCAGUCCAGCUGGAGGAUGCGCUGGAUCAGGAGACGAGCAAGACCACACAGGCUUCCAGCUGGGGAGAGCACGAGGCACCCACUCCAUCAUGGUACGGCCACAGCCUCCUCUGCAGGGCUCAGCACUGGUGCAGGGCUGCAUCCUUUCAGCUCACCUCCCAGCCCAGGGCAGCUGUGGCUUCUCCCAAGUAAAGGACAGGCAGAGCAGUGCAGUGGUGGCAAUGCCAGUGAUCCCAGGGAGGACAGACGUGGAGGUAACACUGGGAGAGCUGGGAAGGAAGCAUGGCAGCCCCUCCCAGGCUGGUGGUGACUGCUGCUCUGCUCUGUCACGCAGCCCCUCUGCAAGUUACCGCUCCCCCAGCUCCCUCAGACACAAGGCACCUACGGCAGAGGCGGGCUCCAGCUCUGGGCUGGCCGGGCUGGACAAGAGUCACACUGUGGAAGGUUAAAAAACAAAACAAAA
This is a messenger RNA of Pseudopodoces humilis (Tibetan ground-tit), 4257 nucleotides long. It is a transcript of the gene GTF3C5, whose product is annotated as general transcription factor IIIC subunit 5. Gene Ontology annotation, cellular component: transcription factor TFIIIC complex. Lineage: Eukaryota; Metazoa; Chordata; Aves; Passeriformes; Paridae. Gene Ontology annotation, molecular function: RNA polymerase III type 1 promoter sequence-specific DNA binding; RNA polymerase III type 2 promoter sequence-specific DNA binding. Gene Ontology annotation, biological process: transcription initiation at RNA polymerase III promoter. The record is from RefSeq and is a predicted model, not a curated record.